Messenger RNA from Capsaspora owczarzaki ATCC 30864, 6193 nucleotides. RefSeq lists its product as hypothetical. Bases 29 to 6085 code for a protein of 2018 amino acids. NCBI's taxonomy places the organism in Eukaryota, Filasterea, Ministeriida, Capsasporidae. Gene Ontology annotation, biological process: proteasome assembly. The transcript is spliced from 5 exons. Gene Ontology annotation, molecular function: molecular adaptor activity. Gene Ontology annotation, cellular component: cytoplasm; nucleus. The record is from RefSeq and is a predicted model, not a curated record.
UUUUGCUUCCCCUACACACCUCUCACUCAUGCAAGCUGAGCUUGAUCUCGUCGAGCGCGUGCUCCUGCGCGUUGCAGUGUGCGAGACGGACGAGGCGCUUGGAGCCGCUUUGGGUUCGUUCCUCGCUCCCGCCAUGCUCAAGCUCGCCAGUCCGCACGAGCCAGUGCGUUCCAAGGUCAUGGAGCUGCUCACACAUGUGACGCGACGGGUCAAGAGCAAUCUCAAGGUCGCGCUGCCGUUCGACGCGCUGCUGGCACAGUACCGCGACCCGACCAUCACGGCGUUCGUCAAGAACUUUGAUAUCAUCUUUCUGGAGAUGGCCUUUGCACGGAUUGAUGACAAGCGGCGAGCUGUUGCGUUGCCUUCGCUCCUGGUUUGCCUGCCCAAUCGACCGCCGCAGCAGCAAACGGCGCUUUUGCACAUGAUUCUCGCCUGCUUGCCACAUGUUGCCAUUCCGACAGAUCCGGCAGUGCGCAGUCACGUUUUGCUUCCCUCGGCUGUCCCUGCAGAGAAUGCCAUUAUUCGACAGCUCUUGCUGGAUGCCUUUCUCGACUGCAUGUUGUUGGACGCUUCCGUCCUCACUGCUGCCGCCGCUCCCGCAUCAUCGCAGCCUGGAGCGGUCCCACCCGCUGCUGCUGCUGCUGCUGCUGCUGCUGCUGCUGCUGCUGCUGCUGCAACAACGCGACCGACGCUUCCAGGACUGAGCGCCGCCGCCCAGGCCCGAUUCACAUCCAAGCCGUCGUUUGACGCUGCAGCCCUGGCGUCGGCCAAGCCUGCCAUUCUCCGAUUUGCCAGUGAAAGCGGCUUUUUUGACGAAAACGACUGGGUUGCCAUUGUGUUGGCUGCCGCGUGCGAUCAGAAUGGCAAAGUCGCCGGCGACGCCGACCACAUCUUGCAUCAACGACUGGGCAAGGCAGACCCCGAGAGCGAAGCGGUUGUUCGUCAGCUGCUGGGCUUGUAUCUUGGCUCGCCUGCUGUUCCCGCGGCUGGCCAGCCUGCCGUGGCUGCUGCGGACGCUCGCAAGCCUGCCAAUCUCAAGCUCAAAACGCGCAUUUUGACCUACCUCCAGCGAUCUUCUACCGCCGCGUCUGUCUUCCCAGACGCGCUGCAAGUCAUCUUUGACGGCUUCUUUGGUGCUGGUGCCAGUAAUGCUCGUCUUCGCGUGUCGGCACUCCAGUUUGUCCACCUGCUUUGCGAUCGUGGUUCCGAUGCAUGUGUUCAGAUGAGCGCACCCGUGCUGGUGUUUUCGGGUUUGCUCCGUCUUCUGGACGAGCUUGGAAGCAACAGCACCAACAGUAACAGCAACAGCAGCAGCGACGCAGCGUCGAGCGGUACGGCAACACCAAUGCGAAUUGACGCCGUUUCGCCAGUGAACAGCGCACCUGGCGGCCCUGCGAUUGCCCAAUCCACGCAAGUGAACAUUGGCUACGAAGGCACCAAGAUGCGCAGCAUGGCCUACACCGCUGUGGCCAAGCUGUCCCGAAGAGUGCCCGCGCUCUUCCAGAAAGACGUGUCGGUCGUGCAGCGUUUCUUUGAGGCGCUCGAGCGGGAGGAGCCCAAUGGCCGAGUGGCUGUCCAAGAAGCCUUGUCCCUGCUGGCACCAGCCUAUGCCAACGCCACAGACACCGUGGCCGACACCCUUCGAGAACUGCUCUUCAAAUCCAUCGGCAGCUCUCUUCCUCAAGUUCGUCUUGCUGCAGUGCAUUACGCCAACUCGGCCUACCCCUUCAGCGAUGUUGCCGCGCGCUUUAUCUGCAUUAUUGCUGCAGGCGACGCGAAAGAUGAUGUUGCCGAGGAAGGCCGCCGAGGACUUCAACGCCCUUCGGCUCAGAUUGCCUCGUCUGCCUCCUCCAAAUUGCAGCGUCCUGAAUCUCGGCAGCAGCUUCCAGCCUACACAGAGGUCAUUGCGUACAUUGCGCGUCAACUUUCAGACUCAGCCAUCACCCAGCGCCACGGACUUCGAACUGACACUGGCAUGCUUCCGCUCGUCAAUGGCAGUCUUGUUGCUUGCUUAAAGUUCCUGCACAGCGUGCUCGCUUGGCACGCAGGUGUCACCCCACAGCAAGAUCAGCUGGGCGACGGGAUUCACGACAAAAUCGUUGAAGCACUGCAACAGAUUGCUCAGCCAACAACCGGGCUGGAGGGUCUGGAAGCCCUGCAGCAACACCUCGCACUGACCGAGCAAGCCCUGUCCCCCGCUGGCAAUGCCGAUCUCCACGCUGCUGCGGCCUCCACCUUGCACAAGCUCGCACUUGCGGCGCCACAGGUGGUGUUUGCGACCUUUGACGCUGCCCGACUCGACUGGCUGCUGUCGCUCACCACGUCCUCGCGCCGUGAUAUUGUCGACCCGAUCUGUGCCGUCAUUGGCCGCAUUGCAGAGCAGCUGCCACCCACUGAACGCGCCGCACUACUUGAGCGACUGCUGGAGAACGCUCAGUCCUUGGCGACUCCUGUUGUGCCUGUGGCUGGCGCUCCCGUUGUCACUGGCCUGCGUCGCGUGGAGACACAACUCGGAGCCGUGACGUCGGUCUGCCAUAUUGUGGCUAGAAGCGUUGCGUCGUGCAUUGCGAUCGGAGCAGAUCCCGCCACGUCCGAGCCUGUUCUCGCCAAGUGUUUGAGUGCUGUUGCUCAGCUGUUGCAAGCACCAGAAGGCGAUGUUCAUUCAUCCGUGAUAUUGGCCUCCAUCCACGGCCUAGGAACGAUUGGACAAGCCGGGCCGUUGCCCGUUCUGGACGACACGCAGCCGCCGGCCGCUGCAGAUGGUGCUGCCACCACUUUUCUGCAAGCGACCUCGAAGCGCGUUAUUGUGGAGCAGUUGCUCAAGUUUGUCGCCGCCUACUCACCCGCGCCAAACAACACGUCGGCAGCGAGCGAACAAGCACGGAAUCAACUCAAACUCGCUGAGGCCUCCAUCGAAGCGCUCGGAGAGAUUGUCUCUGGACACCCGUCGCUCUUCCUCGUUCCACAAAUCAUGUCAGGAUUACUCGCCAUGUCCAAGCACCCCAAUCCUGAUCUCCACUUUACUGUUGGCGAGGCGCUUGCGUGCUUUGGCGCGCGGGACAAACCCGCUCAGUCGGACUCUGCUGCCAUGGACACGACUCCAGACGGUGCGCCCAGCACCACCACCCACAUGUCAACGCUGCUCGACGAGAUCUUUUCCAAGCAAAUCCGAGGGGCAUCCAUCCGUGCUCGUCGCGCGGCCUCGAUCUGGCUGCUUUGUUUGGUCAAGUUUGCUGGUGCAGAUGCGACCUUGGCGAAGCGCUUGACAGAUCUCCAGACGGCCUUCGUCACGCUCCUGACGGAUAACGAUGACCUGACGCAGGAGGUGGCUUCCAAAGGCCUUGGUUUUGUGUACGAACUGGGCACGCCGGAAAUGAAAAAGACGCUCGUCAACUUGCUUGCAGAGCAGUUCACGGGCGGAGCAUCCGCAGCGGCCACCCGCUCGAUCGCCCAUACGGAUGUCACCCCAGAGUCGCGGCUGUUUGACGAAGGAGCAAUGGGCAAGACGCCCGAUGGCGAAUCUCUCUCGACGUACAAGGAGCUGUGCUCGCUUGCGACUGAAAUGAACCAGCCCGAUCUCGUGUACCGCUUUAUGAAUAUUGCCAACCACCACGCCGUCUGGAAUACAAAGCGCGGUGCUGCCUUUGGCUUCUCUUCGAUUCUCGCCACCGCAGCCAGCGACCAGCUUGCGCCACAUAUGGCGCAACUCGUGCCGCGCCUCUUCCGCUACCGGUUUGAUCCCAGCCCGAAGAUUCGCGAUGCCAUGACGGAAAUUUGGAAGUCUAUGGUGGGCUCGUCGGACUUGAAGUCUGUCGUGGAAACGUACCUUCGCCCGAUUUGCGACGACCUGCUCGAGUCUCUCGAAAGCAGCCAGUAUCGUGUACGCGAGUCGAGCGCGCUUGCGCUGUCCGACCUGCUGAUGAGCCGCUCGUUUGCCGAGAUUGAGACCUACUUGGUUGACUUUUGGCAUCGCUGCUUCCGCGUGCUUGACGAUGUGAAGGAGUCUGUUCGGAUUGCUGCUGCCAUCGCUUGCCGCACCUUGGCCAAGUUCACGCUUCGGGUCUGUGACCCGAGCUUGACAAGCGACCCAGGCUCUGCCUCUUCAAGCAGUGUGCAGCGCGCCGUGAACCUCAUGAUUCCGUACUACCUCAAGCAGGGAAUUGUGAGCAGCGUCGAAGAUGUCCGCAAAAUCAGCCUGGCUUGCCUGUUGCAAAUUGCAAAGGUGGCCGACAAGUAUCUCCGACCGCACGUUGUGGAGCUCACCGUCGUGUUGCUCGAAUCGCUGAGCUCGCUCGAGCCGCAGAUGCUCAAUUAUUUGACCUUCCACGUCGAUGCCGCGGCCAAGGGCGACAGCAACUCGGCGUCCUCCUCGUCCUCCUCUUCCAACUCGGGAGGCUUGACGCUGGAGACGCUGGACACUGUGCGAUUGGCUGCCUCCAAGUCGUCGCCCAUGAUGGAGACGGUCGAAAGAUGCAUUCCAUUCAUCGAUGUCGAGACAAUGGGCCAGCUGGUGCCUCGCUUGUGCGAGCUGAUUCGCCAUGGUGUGGGCCUCCAGACCCGAGCUGGAUGCGCGCGCUAUGCAUCGUUGCUUGCCUCCAACAAGCCGCGCGAGCUGGCACCCUUGUCCGGAAAUGUGCUCAAGGCCAUGCUUGCUGCCCUUUCUGAUCGGAACAUUAGCGCUCGUCGUGCCUACGCCACUGCGAUUGGCAACGUUGUGAAGGCCGCCCACAUGCAGUCGCUUGCGAUGGAAUUGAGCACUCGAACUGGCGCUUCCUCGUCAAGCAGCAGCAGCACCAGCAGUAGUAGCAGCAGCAGCGGAAACGCGCAGGAUCCCCUCGAGCGAGUUGUCGCCGCCGUCAAGACGCUCUAUCUCGAGAAGGAUGACGAUGACGCGCGCCUCACUGCUGCUCUGAUUGUGCAGGCCAUGGCACGUCAGUCUCCCGACGUUUUGCGCGACGUGGCCUCCGAUCUCAUGCCUGUGACGUUCCUGGGCAUCCACGAUCCCGUCGAAGAGGUCGCGACCACCUGGAGAGAGGCCUGGGAAGAGACCGUUCCCGGGACAGAGGGCGGCUUGCGCUUGUAUGGCGCCGAGAUUGUGCACCUGCUCGUCGGAUCGACUGUUGUCAUGUCUUCCACCUCGUCCACCACUGCUGUGACUGUGGGUCUUACGUCCUCUUCCUGGCGCAUCAAAAAGCAAUCCGCUGUUGCCCUCACAACCGUGGCAGAGAAGGGCGGCGAGCGGCUUGCCGCCAACCUCAUCGAUCCCGCGCUCGUUGGACUUGUUGGGGCGGCCGCUGGUCGGACAUGGGAUGGCAAGGAAGCCGUUCUCAAGGCUCUUUGCGGAUUUGUAGUGUCCAACCACGCAACGCUCAAGCAGCGCGAGGAGUCGGUGGGUCAGGGCGGUCUUGGUGGGGCACCGCCUGUUACAAUCCAGCAAAUCGUGGACAUUCUGUUCCGAGAGGCGAAUAAAGUUCGCCGCGAUUACCGUCGUGUUGCCGUCCAGCAGCUCGCCUUGACACUGCAAGCGCUUCGUACCCACCACCGCUACCCGCAGUUUGUGGAAUUAGCCCAAGCUGUCCUCGCGCCACAAGAAGAAGCUGAAGACGACGACGAGCCAAACGCCAAACCGUUGCUACUUUUGCUUCAUGCUGUGACUCUGGAGGGUCUGGGCCAAGCAUGUCCUCAUACGAUUGAAGCAAUCGCCUCCGCUUCUUCCGUUUUGCCAACGUUGGUCCAGUUUGCUGCGUUGACCAGUGUCUGGAAUGUGCGCUUGGCGGCACUCAAGGGACUUGAGCAGUACAUUGCAAAGGCCUUCACGAAUGCGCAGUCACUCGCGGCCGUCUCGCAAGAGACCAUUCGGUCGAUUGUUGAAGUGACGGCUGCAAGUCUUAAUGACAUGAAGUUUGCAUCUCUGCGUCUCGCCGCUGUCUGCGUCGCCGAGUCGGUGGUCACUUGCGCGCGCCCAAUUCUUUCUGCCUCGGAUGCCUCUGUCAUUCGCAGCAAACUGACUGCGCUCAAGUCCGAUCUCGAUGCCAAUGUGAAGAGCAAGACGAAUGCCGUCUUGCUUUUGAUGCAAGGCCUGUAAUGGUUUUGUGGAUGUGUUGGGCUUUUUUGGUUUUCGUUGUUCGUUGUUCGUUUGUGUUUUUUGGCCGAUGAUUCGACAUUGUCGAAUGAAUGUAUGUGCUUUUGUUGG